Messenger RNA from Chanos chanos (milkfish), 1698 nucleotides. RefSeq names its product meprin A subunit beta-like. The record is from RefSeq and is a predicted model, not a curated record. Bases 1 to 1698 code for a protein of 565 amino acids. The transcript has 10 exons. Gene Ontology annotation, biological process: proteolysis. Lineage: Eukaryota; Metazoa; Chordata; Actinopteri; Gonorynchiformes; Chanidae. Gene Ontology annotation, cellular component: membrane. Gene Ontology annotation, molecular function: zinc ion binding; metalloendopeptidase activity; protein binding.
AUGCACACCAAAGGUGUCAUUUUGCGGGCCUUUGAACAGUUCAGGUUGAAAUCAUGUAUCGAGUUCAAGCCAAGAGAGACAGAGGAUUUCUACAUCUUAGUUGACAAUCAAUAUGGAUGUUCUUCAUUCGUGGGGAAAGUGAUCAUUGGUGGUCAGAGUCUCUCCAUUGGUGAAGGCUGUGGCAGUGUUGCAAUUGUUCAACACCAGUUUCUUCAUGCUCUGGGUUUCUACCAUGAACAGUCCAGAUAUGACAGAGAUGAGCAUGUCACAAUCGUCUGGGAAAAUAUCAUAAAGGGAGCUGAACAAAAUUUCCAGAAGUACACUAACAGUUCAUUAAGUACCCUGGGUACUCCAUAUGACUACACCUCUUUGAUGCACUUUGGGAAAGAUUAUUUCAGCAAUGGAAAUGGAUCCACCAUCUUCACAAAGCUGCCUGAGUUUCAGGAUGUGAUUGGUCAGCAACUGGAGAUGAGUUCCUAUGAUGUGUUAGAACUCAACAAGCUCUAUCAGUGCAAUGCAUCCAUCUCAUUUCUGGACCACUGCAGUUUUGAUAACGAGAGUCUGUGUGAGAUGAGUUUCUGUUCUGGCUCUGAUCAUGGAUGGGAAAGAGUGACCAGUGUCGCCGGAGGUCCCCACUCUGACCACACUUACCUAGGGAGUGAAUCUCAAGAUGCUGGAUUCUUCAUGCAUGUCAGCACAGUAAAUGGUCAGGAAGGUGACACAGCAAGACUGGAGACCAGGAAAAUGACACCAAGCAGAGACUGUAAAGUUCAGUGUCUGCAGUUCUUCUACUACCACAGUGGGAAUGACUCUGACCAGCUCAACAUCUGGAUCAGAGAGUUUGACAGUGAGGCUGACACACAUGGAACACACAGACUAGUGGGCCAAAUCACAGGUCCCCCAGCCAAUUACUGGCAGCUCCAUCAUGUUGCCCUUAAAGCUACGAAAACAUUCCAGGUGGAAUUUGAAUCACGUAAAGGAGCAGGAAGUUCCACUGGUGGCUUUUCUGUGGAUGAUAUUAACCUGUCAGAGACUGAGUGUCCUCACAAUACUUGGCAGAUAAGAAACUUUGAGGAGCUUUUCCAAACCACUGAAGGAAACCUUUUUACCUUUAGCCCAAGGUAUUAUUCUCCUGAAGGCUAUGGCUAUCAAGUGAUUUUAUGGCUCCAGCAGGAAUACUUUUCCAUCUAUGUACGUUUAGUCUCUGGGGACUACGAUGAUCAGCUGCAGUGGCCUUGUCCAUGGAGACAAGUCACCUUCUUACUGCUUGACCAGCAUCCUCACAUGCAACAACGUAUGUCUAAACAAGCCAGCGUUACCACAGACCCAACUUUUAAACAAGAAGGUGAGAAUGAGUAUUUUUGGGACAACCCCCGCAAAGUUGGAACUCCAAAUGUCGAGAACAACGAGACAACGUACGUGAACAUAGCACGGGGUUACCGAUAUUUCAUGUAUCAAACAGAACUCAGACGGAGAGCAUUUGUUAAGGGCGGUGAUAUCUUCCUCCUCUUCAGUAUGCAGGACAUUUCAGGACUUCAGCAGAAAGAUUCCCUGCCCUGUCCCACUGUGAUGAUGCAAACGUUCACAGGCCCUUCAGUAGAGCGUCCAGAUGAGGGUCCAUGUCCAAAACGCUCUUCAUCUGGCAUGGUCACCUCUCCACUGAUCCUCCUCAUGGCCUCAGUGUCAGUGUUUUACUGA